Molecule: messenger RNA, 4155 nt
Organism: Gadus macrocephalus (Pacific cod)
Lineage: Eukaryota; Metazoa; Chordata; Actinopteri; Gadiformes; Gadidae
Gene: sox4b
Product: SRY-box transcription factor 4b
Exons: 1
Coding region: 615-1865 (416 amino acids)
Biological process (GO): anatomical structure morphogenesis; cell differentiation; positive regulation of transcription by RNA polymerase II
Molecular function (GO): DNA-binding transcription activator activity, RNA polymerase II-specific; RNA polymerase II cis-regulatory region sequence-specific DNA binding
Source: RefSeq, a predicted model, not a curated record
GAGAAAUUGGAGGCUGCUUGAAACUGAACUCGACUGCAGAUGGAAGGCGGACAAUAUAACUGGCGUUUGUUUUUUUGAAACACUCUGUGACUCUCCCUACUCUCAGUCUCUUUUCCAGCAGAGAGAACAGGGCUAUGCAGAGAAUAUCAGUUACCUUACACACUUCCCGCGAAACUUGGAAGCCUUUUCAGCGCCAGAGCGCACAGUGUGGCACUCAGUCUGCGCGCGGCAGCUGUGGUGCGCGCAUAUACUCAGUCGCACGCGACUGAACAGACUUCAUGAGACGCAAGACCGGCACACUGUACAGAGUGUGGAAAGUGGACAUUUUCAACAAGCACGCGUACAAUAAUGGAAUUGUACUUUUUAAGCGUGUAGGAGGAUUUUCACAGACUAUAUCGGACUGAAGAAUAAAAACACAAACAAGAACACCUCUCAGGACUGAAUCAUUUCUAUUUCACUUUGUUUCACACUCAGUCCCGUCUAUGAAGAGCGGAAAAGGGCUGAGCUUGCUAUAAAGUGAACACAGGACCAAGAAACAGAAGUGGAGAGAGCGAAAGAGAGAGAGAGAGAGAGAGAGAGCGUAAGCUCUGAGCCUUCCUGUGUAAUUAAGCAGCAUGGUGCAGAAAAUGAGCCACACGGAGAGCACCGCCGAGGCAGUGCCGUUCUUCGCCGGGGAUUCCAGCCCCGACUCCGGGGCGUGCAUGGACCUGGACUCGGCCGCCUCUCCUCCCUCCCCGUGCUCUGUCGCCUCCUCGUCUGGAGACAAACUGGGAGAGAACCCAGCGUGGUGCAAAACUCCCAGCGGCCACAUCAAGAGACCCAUGAAUGCGUUCAUGGUGUGGUCGCAGAUCGAGAGGAGAAAGAUCAUGGAGCAGUCCCCAGACAUGCACAACGCCGAGAUCUCCAAGAGGCUGGGCAAGCGGUGGAAACUACUCAAAGACUGCGACAAGAUCCCCUUCAUCCGAGAGGCGGAGCGGCUCAGGCUCAAGCACAUGGCUGAUUACCCCGACUACAAAUACCGGCCCAGGAAGAAGGUCAAAUCAAGCGCCUCCAAACCAGUUAACGGAGAGAAGGGAGACAGACAAAGUUCCAGCAACGGAAACACCAGCAUUAAGUCAUCCGCCUCAAGAAAGCACGGAUCUAAGUCCCCCAACAGCAGCAAACCCCACAAAUCACACUUUGCCAGCAGCAGUAGUAACAACAACAACAACAGCACCAAAGCAUCCCAAUUCUCCACUGAACACUCGUCGGACCACCACCAUCACCACCACCACUCCUCUCUUUACAAGUCAAAAUCGGUUUCCUCGACAGCCAAGCAGAUCCCAGACAGCAAGAAGCCCAAGAGGGUAUACGUCUUUGGCAACGGGGGCAGCAUUAGCCCCGCGUCGUCGGUCGCUGUCCCAGCCAGCCCCACGCUCAGCAGCUCGGCUGACUCCAGCGACCCCCUGAGCCUGUACGAGGACGGGGGCAGCAGCAAGGAGGAAGGGGGCGAGUCUGUGAGUAGUGGCAGCGUGGGCGCUUCCUCGGAGCGACACAGCCGCCACACAUACGCCAACCGGCGGGCUGCCUCUCCUACCCCCUCCGGCUUCCACUCGUCCGCCUCGUCGCACUCCUCCUCCUCUUCCUCGGAGGACGAGGAGUUCGAGGACGACCUGCUCGACAUCAACCCGAGCCCCGGCUUCGACAGCAUGUCGCUGGGGAGCUUCGGCUCCUCGGUGCUGGACAGGGAUUUGGAUUUUAACUUCGAGUCCGGCUCAGGGGGCUCCCACUUCGAGUUCCCCGACUACUGCACGCCCGAGGUGAGCGAGAUGAUUUCAGGGGACUGGCUCGAGUCGACCAUCUCCAACCUGGUGUUCACAUACUGAAAACAAACGCAACGACACAAGUAGCCUAUUACCUUGUAAGCAAAAAAAAUCAACCAUCAACUGGGAUCCCGAGCGGACUGGGGGUGUAACAAAGUUGGCUGUCCCAACCAGACGACCAGCGACCCUGACCGCCUGUCUCCCCCACCACUGGGGUGCCUGAGUCGCGCCACCACCAGGCGAACAUGAAGGCGAUUAAGUUGCUUUUUCGCCUCUUUUUUUUCCCGGAUUCGUGGACUGCGUGUGACUCGGGAGAAGUACGCGCAGGGAGAGGGGAGAGGAGGGAGGAAGAAUAAAUGUCUGUGGGCGGCUGACGCCUGAUUAGGACCGACAGAGUUCCUAUUGAAAGAAGACUCUGUCUUGAACUGUUUUGAACUGAGCAACUGUGAUUGAUUUGCACGUAAACUGAUGGCAAGGCGGGACGGUCCGCCUUGGUGGAAAAAGGGACAUUUCAGAUACUCACACGGUCGCCAAAACGAACUUUAACUUCACGAUGAUUUUAGAGGUACAGACACGAGUCCACGAGUAGUUAAACGGUUUUUAAAUGGUGUCACCUAAUGUGGAUUUGUGUGAGACAAGGUGGGUUGACAUUUUUAAAAAGUCCGAUAUUUUGUCAAAGCAAAAAAACGCAUGGUAGACUACUGUUCUUGUGUGCUGGGGGUUCUCCUCUGACUGUGGAGCAGUUCUUCUAAGUAGUAUUAGGGUUAUUUAAAUGGGUAGAUGGCGCCGCUCUUCUGUUCUUCUCUUUACAAAGGACAUGGGGAAUAAUCACCAGCUGUUGCAAUUCUUAAAACUUCAGGAUUCAAACGCAACGUCAAAUCUGUGCUGAACUUUAUAGCCUACACUUUUCUCUACAAUUCAGGACCAAAACUAUUCCUUUAAUGUUUUAUUUCAGAUAGCCUAUUAUAGAGAAAUCCUCGCCGGUUUUUCCACCCUCUGAGCUUUGUUGUGUAGGCCUACAUUUAUUCAGAUGCCAUUUUAUACAGGAUGUUGUAUUUAUACACCGGGCCAAGCAUUUUCGACCGAAAUCAUUUUUUUAUUUUAUGUAUACAUGGUCUAGUCAUGUGUUUUCUUACAGUUUGUCUAUUUGUCUGUACAUCCGUCUGUCAUGUUUCCUUCUCAGGCGAAGGGCUAGAGUUUUACAAACAAUCUUUUUGAGUUCUUUUUAUAUUUAAAUGUAGACUUUUGGACAUUGACAAAGAGAGGAAACAGUUUGAUUAUUUUCUCAGUGUAUUUUUGUACAAAUCUAUAUCAAAUGGGGAUGUCAUCAAUCGGUGUGUAGCCUACAAAUACCGCUGUAUUGGAUUUCCUAAUUUCAAGGAUCCGGCUGGCUGGUUUUCAGUCUGAAUCAGUCCACCAUUCACGUUUACGAUUCCAAUCUGCUUCUUAAAGGCACAGUUACACAUUUUCUCUGAACCCCGUGGAACAUGUGCUCCAACAGCACCAGUACUAUCUCGAGCAGCCACUCCUUUUUUUUGUAUUAACUGUCAGAUAUCUUGCCUAUGACAACAUUGGAGGAGAUUGUAGCUAUAAUUUGGACUUUAAUCUUGGCGAUUUUUAUUACAUUUUUUGGAAAAUUUGGUAGGCAACUGCUGGAUUGAAUGGUCUGUCAGUGAAACUAUCCAUCAAUAAUAACAUCAAGCAUAUUCAAAUUGCUGACUUGAGUUCCGCACACAAUUAAUUGUACUGCGUUUCUCAUUGUAUUUGAAUAUAUAAUCUUUUCUACUUGUCAGCUAACUAUUAGCUAAUAAUUGUUUUAGUAUCUUUAUGGCAUGGUGAAUAGCAUUUGUAUUUCAGAUUCAGGUUAUUAGCUGUUGUGUUUAAAAAAAAAAAAGAGUUAAAAAUGAGGAAAAACAUUGAAAUGUUGAAUCAAUCUUUGUAUAUUUGACUGUAUCAUAAAGCAAAAAGAUUGUGUGUUUAUGUACGUUGUUGCUAUCAAGGAAAGGCACUGUCUAGAACUGCUAUCUUUUACACAUCCUUGACUUACGUUUAAGGUGGUCGUUCAGGACUCAUUUUUUAAUAUAUAUAUAUGAAAGCAUUUUUAAAUAUAUUAACUUUAUUUUUCAUCCAUCGUGUGCAAUAUGCUGUGUAGAACAUUCAUUUUUAUUGUCUCUAAUCAUGCCAGAAACAAAGGAAACCAUCCUUUUCUUGACAGACGGGAGGAGGGAGAAACUCAUGCCAGCUAAAAUUGUGUCCAUUUACUGCCUGUCAGAUUGUUGAUAUAAAACUUGUGUACAGAACUUUUUUCAAGGAAGGAAAUAAAUAUCAGCUGGAACUGAAACCUUAAAAAAAA